Cokeromyces recurvatus is the source of this 2584-nucleotide messenger RNA. Its product is annotated as Metallo-dependent phosphatase-like protein. Gene Ontology annotation, molecular function: hydrolase activity. The record is from RefSeq and is a predicted model, not a curated record. The transcript is spliced from 6 exons. The annotation marks the transcript as partial. NCBI's taxonomy places the organism in Eukaryota, Fungi, Mucoromycota, Mucoromycetes, Mucorales, Mucoraceae.
UUUUUUUUUUCUCCCAUUAAAAAUGAGAAAGAUAUUUUCGCUGUCUUCUUAUUUUUAUAUAGUUUUACUAAUCCUUACUUUUAUCAGAGCUAUUCAUCUUUAUUUUAUUUCAACAAAGGAUUUAAGAAUAGCUGAUGAGAAUGAUCAUUGGUUCCUUAAAGAACAUAGGCAGCAGAAAUUAUCUACCGCCACUAUGAAUGUUCAACAUUCAACAACUCGAAUGAGUAAUGAAACCAAUAAAUUAUUUUAUUUUAUUCAGUUGUCUGAUUUACACAUUUCAAAAUUUCAGCCAAAAGGCCAUACAAUUCAUUUUUUGCAUUUUCUUCAAUCUGCUUUACCCGUCAUCAAGCCAGAAUUUGUUGUUGUUACAGGUGAUUUAAUUGAUGCUAAAGAUAAGACUCGAACUACUUCAACUCAAUAUGUUGAAGAAUGGCAAGUAUAUCGAUCAGCAGUUGAACAAGGUGCUAAUAAUACUCGAUGGUAUGACAUGAGAGGGAACCACGAUUGCUUUGAUUUGGUGUCCUGGCAAGCAGAAAAUAAUUUCUAUCGUACAUUCGGUAAAAGUGCUCAAGAUUUGGAUGCGGGGAAAGGAAUUUAUAGCUGGAAGGUAUCUAAAGAUUAUGGUGACUAUAAUUUUAUUGCUGUUGAUGCUUGUCCUAAAAAGGGACCUUCUCGCCCAUUUAACUUUUUUGGUUAUUUUACUACAAAUACAAUGAAUCGCUUAGCGUCCAAAAUAAUGUCAACAACAUACAAUCAUACUUUUAUAUUUGCGCAUUAUCCUACAACAACUAUGAUACCUGGUGUAUCGUCUGAAGGCUAUACUCUGAAUGAUCUAGCUAGUCGUUUCAGUAUUUAUUUUUGUGGACAUUUACAUAGAUUAUCAGCUGGCCUUGGUAACAUUCUCAAGUCAUAUCAUAAAGAAACAGACUCAUUAGAACUCGAAGUUGCUGAUAUGAAAGAUCAUGGUUCAUAUCGAAUUGUAGCUGUAGAUCAUGACUUGGUCUCAUUUGUUGAUAUUGACUUACCUAUUUCAGAGAUAUCACCUGUUAAUGAAGACUCAAUAAUACCUUUAACAGUUGAUAAUCAAAUUAUUUGGCCCAAGCAAAAGUUGCAUCCAUCACCUAUUGUUCUGAUUACAAAUCCAAAGGAUGCUCGUUUUACAAUGCCAACAAAGGAACCUCUUCAGGCUAUGGGUCAAAGUUCAUAUAUUCGAUUUUUGAUAUUUUCAGAGUAUGAUGAUUUAAAAGUACAUGUAUUUGUGGAUGAUAAGCAGCAUCCUUUCCCUUCAACAUAUAUAGGCAGAAAAGCUCUUGAUGAUAAACAAAAAGUAAUACCACUUUGGACAACACCUUGGGAUCCUAGUGAAUUUAAUGACGGUAAAACCCACUAUUUACGUGUUGAGGCAACUGCCCCCAAUGGAAAGACUGGUGUUAGUGAAAUUCCUUUUCGUUUAGAUAAUGAAAGAGUUAAUAUCAACGGCGGUACUGGUGAAUGGAUUAUUGCAUCCAGUAUUUCAGAAUUGAUCCGAUUUUUAUGUAUUUUUGCUAUUACUUCUAUGUUAUUGACUUUAAUCAUACCAAAAUUGUUGAAUGAUUACGAAAGGCAUCGAAAUAAUUUUAUAGAAAAAAACAAUCUAAGAAAUAGACUUCUUCUUCAAAUUCAUAAGAUCGAUAGUAGUAACUAUUGCAGUAUUCGAAAGUUUAUUUUAAUUUGGAUGCAUCGAUUUUUGAACUUUCCAGAAGAUCAACCCUAUGUUUGGACACUCUGCUUUAUGUUUUUGACUAGUCUUUUAAUAUUACCCUGGUUUAAAGCAGAAUUUAUCCCAUCUGGUCAAACUGAGGCUGAAAGCAUGGGAUAUUUUUAUCUCUGGGGCUUACUUUUUGAAGGGCAGCAGUGGGUGCCACUUGACACUUGGCUCUUUGCUAUUUUUCAGAUUACAUUUAGUGUCGCUGUCUUUAUCCUUUUGUUUAUCUGGAAGUCGACCAAUGCCUCUCUUUUGCAAUGCAAAGGAAAUACUAUGACGACGCUUCUUUGUGAUCGUGUUUGGUUUCAGAUUCUUGUUUUAUUAUAUUGGUUUUGGCGAUUUGAAGGAUUGACGGAUUUAGCCAAAUUUUAUGGUGGUAUUUGGCCCACACUUAUUUUAAAUCAGCUUGUAUGGUGGCUUUUUAUUGUUGCUUUCCUUAUUAUUUUUGAUAAAACAGACCUUAUAUCGAAAAGGAAAGAUAGGGAUGAGUCUAUAACAUUGGAUAUUUGUACAUCAUGUGACAAUGCUAGUGCAAAUAAUCAACAUGAAUUCUUUGUGGACAACAGUUUAGACAAUAAGAACAAUGAAGAACAACAGGAUGAAGUAGAAGAGUCAAGACAGCCACUUUUACAUGAGGAAAGUAGCAGUAAUAGUUGUUCUCCGACGAAGAAUUCUUUCAGGAGAAACAUAUCAAAGAUAGAUUAAAAGGAGAAUAAGUUUUGUGUACACAUGCAAAAAAGAAAAAAAAAAUAGAUUUCUCUUAAGCAUCAUUAUUGUUUAUUAAAAAAAAAAUAAUCUCCCUGUUUUUUUAUACAUUUAUUAGGAGAAAAAGAUCUAAAG